AUGGUCAAAUCUUGGAAACCCUCGUGGCUGUACAGGACAGCGCGAUCUUCAUCUCCCGGAUACAAUGAGGGCGGGUUCAAAGACAGCUAUCAGAGAGACUCCGGAGAUGAAACCGAGUCAUUAACUAGCGCCCCUUACCAAUACCAGCAAGGCGAAGAAGAACAAACAGAAGAAAUAUGUGCAUAUCGCUUUCGAAAAUAUCUUCUCAAUUCCAGCAUCAUCGCCACGAUCGUCGCUACAUUCAUCUUCAUUGGACUGUUUAUUUCCUUAGGCUUAAACCAUAACAACACGAAGGAAAACGAUGAAAAUACUGAGAAGGCCCAGUAUAUCGUCGAAACACACGUCUCGUCACCAAGCAAGACCAACAAAAAGCCACAUCUCUGCGGCACUUCGGCGGCACAAGCCCGAGAAUUAGGGUGUACAUUUAACCAGCUGACCUGGGCGUGGUUGCCGCCCAAUUGUCCUUCCUACGAGAACGAACAAUUUUUAAAAGCUGAAGGCGAAGAACGGCAGUGGGUGUUUUACGAAGACCUGGCGCAAACCCGAGUCGUUGGUGCCGAUGCGUGGGAGCAGGUUCUUGACGGCGAGCUGAUGGUCUUCGGGGAAACAAGGGAACAUCUAACGCAUUGUGUCCUUCGCUUCCUGAGCAUCUCCCAGAUCAUCCGUGAUGGAACACCGUACUAUGAAAAGCUAGUAGAAUAUAAGCACUCAAAACACUGCGCAGAUUUAUUGUUAGAAACUCUGAGGACGGCGCCCGGGUGGAAUGAUUUGCAGACACUGGCAGCUACUGUGUCCUUUGAUCAGUAUUGUGACGAGCCCAAAUAA
Molecule: messenger RNA, 825 nt
Organism: Talaromyces atroroseus
Lineage: Eukaryota; Fungi; Ascomycota; Eurotiomycetes; Eurotiales; Trichocomaceae
Exons: 1
Coding region: 1-825 (274 amino acids)
Source: RefSeq, a predicted model, not a curated record